AUUCUGAAAGGCGUUUAGGUACGUGGAACAAAGGAAUGGUUGCCUGCUACUUUUCUCCAUACAACCUGUGCAUAACCAGAAUAGUUUUACAUAGUUGGAUUUCCGGGUCUCCGACGCGGUUCUUAUAUACGAAAUGCGGAUAAUAUAUUUCUAUUUCCCGUGGAGGACCUUACAGUGAUUUCUUAUGAUGAGGCUGCUCCAAGGCGCCACGAAGGAUCAAGUGACCGGAAUGUCUCGCUGUAAACCGUGGCUGGCCUUAUUGGUCAUAACGUUUCUGGCAGCUUUCAUCUCCGCAGCUGAGAAUUAUUAUGCAUUCCUCGGAGUUUCCAGAGAGGCAUCCACCAGAGACAUUAGACGGGCUUUUAAGAAGCUCGCUCUGACCAUGCACCCUGAUAAAAACCCAAACGACCAAGAUGCCCAUGACCGAUUCCAUAAGGCUAGUCAGGUGUAUGAGGUAUUAAAGGAUGACGAUCUGAGGAUGAACUAUGAAAGAUUUGGAGAGAAGGGACUGGAAGACAGCAACCACAGCAGUGGAUAUGAAACAUAUGAUUUUUACAGGAAUGACUUUGGCAUCUACGAUGACGACCUUGAGAUAAUUACUUUAGACAGCAGAGAAUUUGAUGCCGCAGUGAACUCUGGAGAGCUGUGGUUUGUGAAUUUCUACCUCCCCCGCUGUCCUCACUGCCACGACUUGGCACCCACAUGGCGAGAGUUUGCCAAGGAGAUGGACGGGCUGGUGAGGAUUGGGGUUGUGAACUGCGAAGACAACGAAGUCCUGUGCCGCAGCAACGGCGUCAGCAGUUAUCCGACACUCCUUGUUUUCAAAGAAGGAACACAGAAGGCAGAGAGGUACUUUGGAAACAGAUUGGAGGAGAGCUUGGUCAAGUUUGCAAUGCGUUUUGUGAACAGCAAAGUGACAGAGCUGUGGCAUGGAAAUGUCUUCAAUGAGAUCGAAGUUGCAUUCGCUUCUGGCAUCGGAUGGCUCAUUACCUUCUGUGCGGAGACUGGUGACUGUCUCUCAUCAACAACAAGGCAGAAACUAGCCGGGAUGCUGGAGGGGCUGGUGAACGUUGGCUGGAUGGACUGCAUCAAGCACGCUGACCUUUGUGAAAACUUUGAUGUGGCCUUCAGCUCCACAGCCUACUUCCCCCCCAGCAGCACCAUGAAACAGAGGGACAGCGUGCUGUUUCUGCGCAGUCUGGACGUGAAGGAGAUUUACACCGAGGUGAUGCAUCAGCUGCCAGACCUAGAGACUCUCACGGUGGAAACGUUCUCGGGUAAAGUGGCGCACCAUCGCUGGGUGGUCAGUUUCUUGUUCGGUCUGGAAGAGCUUCCAUUCCAUGAGUACAAAAAGCUGAGGGUGCUUCUGAGAGAUUACCACAUGCAGGUGGGGAAAGUCAACUGCGUGAGGGAGGCCGACCUCUGCAGCUCCUUACACAUCCAGAAGCCAAGCAUUGCCGUCUUCAAGGGGCUCGGCAUCGACAAGUUCGAGAUCCAUCACGGGGGCGACCUCCUGUACAAAGUUGCAUCCUUCGCCAAGGACAGCGCCAGCUCUCAUGUGACCACCUGGCGACCCGGAAACUUCCCUGGUCGUGAGAAGGAGCCUUGGUUGGUGUACUUCUUUGCGCCUUGGUGCCUGCCAUGCCUUGCUCGACUCCCAGAGCUGAGGAAGGCGUCUGUCCAGCUCUUCGGACAGGUGAAGUUUGGCACUCUGGACUGUGCUGCCCACGAGGAGCUCUGCAAGCAGUGGGCUGUGAUGCUAAGCAGUGCAGGAUGUUCCCGCCGUCCCUGUCAAUCCCGGUGUAAUGAAGCACAAACAGCAGCGGGGUUAGGCAGAGGAACCAAGAGGAAGCUCUCCGGGGCCUGACAGGGGAAACUGUGUCGUAAAUUACAGGGAACAUUCUGGAAUGCGUGUUCAGCAUAGAGCCAUCGCUAUCUCCGUCAGUUGGAGUCCAUUAGCAUGAUUUCUCUCUAUCUAACUCAUAUG
Messenger RNA from Paramormyrops kingsleyae, 1987 nucleotides. NCBI's taxonomy places the organism in Eukaryota, Metazoa, Chordata, Actinopteri, Osteoglossiformes, Mormyridae. The record is from RefSeq and is a predicted model, not a curated record.